AUGGCGCAUCAUGGCUACAUCAACUUGUUGAUCGAUCGCAUGACACUAAACAAACGUGUGAGCUUUGGCAAGAUGGGUGUGGACAUCUUGAGCGCACUCUCAACCGUGCACACCGUCGCGCAGUUCAAAGUGUUUGAACAACGUCAAAAGCCUCUGUUGCGAAUGUAUGCCAAAAAGGUGGUCGAUUCAGUGGCCGCAUGCAAUCUCGACGUGCUGGUGUAUGCUUCAAAGAGCUAUGGCGCCACGACCAAUGCAAUUGACCAGGCUGCGACCAAAGGACGUCUGGAGAAUGUUCAAUACCUGCACGAACACCGCCAAGAGGGUUGCACAGCCAAGGCAUUAUGCGAAGCUUCACUCAAUGGCCACCUCGCCACGGUCAUGUACCUUCAGCAGCACUACCCCACCAAGUGGUCUACCGCGGCCAUGGACAACGCAGCAACGAGUGGACACAUCGAUAUUGUGACGUACCUUCACGAGCAGGGUCUCACGUGCACAAUCUCGGCGAUGAACAACGCCGCAGCUAAUGGACACUUGGACGUGGUCAAGUUCCUCCACGAAAACAGGACAGAGGGCUGCACCUACGCGGCCAUGGACAACGCAUCUGAGGCGGGACACCUCAACGUUGUGCGCUUCCUUCACGAGAACAGGACAGAGGGCUGCACGUCAUUUGCGUUGUUAUGCUCAAGCAACAAGUGCAAGGAUGGUUCGAUCACACGCUUCCUGCUGGAGAACAGGACUGAGGGCGCGUUGUCCUCGCCACUCUACUGGGCUAUCAAGAGUCGCUCACUGGAGUCGAUCAAAGCGCUGCUCGAGGGGCAUCCCAAUGCGCAGCGCGAAUGCUAUCGUGAGAUGGCCAACGCCAUCAUGACCGACGACCUUGGCAUCAUACAAGAGGUGUUCACACGCGCUGAGCGCAGCGACAAUCCGAUGUUUGUCAAAAGUCUUGCACACGCGUAUCAACAAUCUGCCUACACCAGCUUUCAAUCAUUCAUGUGGAUGCGCCAGCACUACUGGAAGUCACAUCUCAGUCUAAUGGAUCGACCCGUCUCAGUCGGACAGUUUGCAUUACAAUAUGGCAUGGUGGAUACGUUACGCUACUUGAUUGAUGAGGUGAAGGAGUUCACGGUGGAUGAUAUAGAAGACUAUCGCUUGGAGAAUGCUGUGAGAUGUGGAAGAUUGGAGACGGUCAAGUUCAUAUACUCACGCACGUCCAAGCAUUUGGGACGCGCGCGUAUAAUGGACACGGCGGCAGAGCAUGGACGACUUGGAAUUGUACAAUUAUUACACGAACAAAAAGCAUCGUGUACUCGACUGGCCAUUGAUCAGGCAGCAUUGAAUGGACAUCUACAAGUUGUCCAAUACCUACUUGAGAACAGGACUGAAGGAUACCAGAACGCACUCAAGAAUGCACGAACCAAUCAUCAUCACGACAUUAUCAAGUGCAUCAACAAUCAUCGUCGUCGUAGUCCAUGUCCAUCACUCACUCACACUCCACUCCCAAUCAAUCAACCAAUCAAUCAAUGA
Molecule: messenger RNA, 1524 nt
Organism: Acytostelium subglobosum LB1
Lineage: Eukaryota; Evosea; Eumycetozoa; Acytosteliales; Acytosteliaceae
Exons: 1
Coding region: 1-1524 (507 amino acids)
Molecular function (GO): protein binding
Source: RefSeq, a predicted model, not a curated record